Molecule: messenger RNA, 1023 nt
Organism: Apiotrichum porosum
Lineage: Eukaryota; Fungi; Basidiomycota; Tremellomycetes; Trichosporonales; Trichosporonaceae
Exons: 4
Coding region: 1-1023 (340 amino acids)
Source: RefSeq, a predicted model, not a curated record
AUGCCCCAGCCUCCCCUCAACAUCCAAAAGUACCUCGACCACACCCUCCCGCACCUCAACGAGAAGUACCCCCCGGGAACGGGUGGUACCGGCGCGCGCUCCGACUGGAGCGAGGGCACUCUCAAGGGCAUCGAGGUCGUCCCCAACUUUGGCCUCCUCGUCAAGGACUACAUUGACAAGUUCCCCGCCCAGGCCGUCAACCCCAGCCCCUACGCCAAGUACCCCAAGCAGGUCCAGGUCGCCCGCGAGCUGCCCGACCCUCUCCGCACCACCGGUGACCUCCAGAAGGCUCUCGCGACUCUCCCGCUUGCAGGCAUUGCGUCUGUCCUCACCGCGCUCGAGUCUGGGCCCCAGGGCUACCCGGUCAAGAACCGCGUCGAUGCCGCCGGCUACGAGUCGGACGGCGGUGACGACGACCACGAGGAGGAGCGCGCUAGCGCCCCGCGCGACGAGUCCAAGGAGUGGCACUGGCGCUACUCCAAGUCGCCCAUGGGUUCCGGUGAGCUCCUGCUCGUCAAGGGCGAGACCGACUCUGUCAACAUGGUCGUGCGCACCAUCAACUCGGCCGCCUUCACCGCCGCCGACUGGGACGAGUACGUCGUCACGGGCCCGUACAACUACAACACCAAGAGCAAGGCCUCGUGGUACUGGUCGCGCAUGUGGGGAGCCUGCAAGCGUCUCCAGACCAGGUACUUUGUCCUCACCGACUGGAACCGCUGGUCGUUUGGCUGCUUCAACGAGGACCAGUCCCACGCCUGGAUCUCCCCCGUCCUCUGGUACAACGCCAUGGGCCCCACCAUCCUCGAGUCGCUCUUCUACUGGGCCCAGACGACCAAGGGUGCCCAGAACGGCUUCCCCCUCAAGGAGAAGGACGUCUCGGCUCUCGCUGCCCUGUUCCCUUCCAACCCGGCCCGCCGUGUCAGCGUGUCGGGCAACAAGGGCCAUGUCGCCCGUGACCCCACCCAGCCCAGGGCCGCCAACGAGAGUGACAUUGAGGAGAGCGACGCCGAGGAUAACGCCUAA